Molecule: messenger RNA, 2556 nt
Organism: Lactuca saligna
Lineage: Eukaryota; Viridiplantae; Streptophyta; Magnoliopsida; Asterales; Asteraceae
Source: the annotation of a GenBank genome assembly
AUGGGAGGAGGACGCAAGUUAUCAGCCUCCUUUCUCUCCUCAUUAUUCAUCUUUUUCUUUCUUUCUACCAAUGCCCGAUUCACUCCUUCAGACAACUACCUCAUCGACUGUGGAUCACCUCACAACACCAUCCUUGACGACGGCCGGACGUUUAAAUCAGACCCUCAAUCGGUUUCCUACCUAUCCACCGACGAAAACAUAUUCGCCACCUCAAAUUCCACCCCGGAAAACGAAACUCUCCCUUUAUACCGGACUGCAAGAAUCUUCGACAGCGAAUCAGUUUAUAGGUUUCUCGUCUUUCAACCAGGCCGCCAUUUCCUUCGACUCUACUUCUACCCUCUCCACCACCCGUCAUAUAAUCUCACCACGGCGGUUUUCACCGUGAAAACUGAUCAAGGUCUAGUUCUUCUGCAUGAUUUUUCAGCCACAAAGAAUUCGGAUUCUCAUUUCAAAGAAUACCUCAUUAACGUCCCUUCUGAUGAUUUCUCACUCGUUUUCUCCCCAUUAAAGAAAUCUUUUGCUUUCGUGAAUGCAAUCGAGUUUAAUUCAGCCCCCGAUGAGCUUGUUCCCGAUUCCGCAACCAUUAUCUCUCCUCCUGGAGUUUUUAAUGGUAUGUCGGAUUAUGACCUUCAGAUUGUGCAUAGAGUUAAUGUCGGAGGGCCAAUGGUUAGUCCUAAAAACGACACAUUGUCAAGGACAUGGAAGAGUGAUAGUCAUGGAUACAUGAUGUUUCCCAAGGGUGAUAAACUUGUUUCCGUUGAUCCGAGUACAAUCACUUAUCCGGUUGGAGGAGCCACCCCUUUGAUUGCACCAAACCAAGUUUACUCCUCGGCGGCUUCAAUGGAAGAGUCCGGUGUCUCCAAUGCAAAUUUCAACCUGACUUGGGAGAUGAAAGUAGAUUCGGGGUUCAAUUACUUUAUCAGGCUGCACUUUUGUGAUAUCGUGAGCACCGGUAUGAACACCCUCUAUUUCAAUGUGUAUGUAAACAACAUGAUGGGGAUCUCAGGGCUAGACUUGUCAUCACUCACUUCAAACCUAGCCGUUCCCUACUACAAAGAUUUUGUGCUCAACGCGUCCGCCGUUUCCAACGGCUUGAUACGUGUCCAGGUUGGACCAUCGGAUCUUGAAUCCGCCAUUCCCAACGCCGUACUAAACGGCGUGGAGAUUAUGAAGAUGAGAAACGCCGCAGGCACCUUAGAUGGGUUAUUCUCAUCCAGCAGCAAUAGUCGUGGUGUGUCACACACCACAACUAUUGCCGAGGUAGUUGGUGUUGGAGCAGCAACAAUUGCAUUGUUGCUCCUCAUCUUUACCUUCAUUAGGAACAAAAACAAGGCCAAGGGUUGGGACCAGGGUGGAACUAGUUCCAAGUCAUGGUUUCUUCCCCUUAACGCGAGUUAUUGCACUACUUUGCUUUCUAGCAAGAGCAAGAGCAAGAACGGGUACUCGAGUGUUUUCUCUUCUAAUAUUGGCUUCGGCCGAUCUUUCACUUUUAACGAGCUACGAGACGCAACAAAGAAUUUCGAUGAAAGUGUGGUAAUCGGCGUUGGAGGGUUCGGGAAAGUUUAUAUAGGGGAGAUAGAAGCAGGAACAAAGCUUGCAAUAAAGAGAGGAAACCCUAGAUCCUCACAAGGCAUUAACGAGUUUCAAACCGAAAUUCAACUGCUAUCCAAGCUUAGACACCGACAUCUCGUUUCAUUGAUUGGCUACUGCGACGAAAAUAGUGAAAUGAUUUUAGUGUAUGAGUACAUGGCUAAUGGACCACUUCGUGAUCACAUCUACGGAUCAACCCUACCUUCUUUGACAUGGAGGCAGCGCCUCGAGAUCAGCAUUGGUGCAGCUCGAGGGUUGCACUACCUACAUACCGGUGGAUCAUCACAUGGUAUAAUCCAUCGGGAUGUAAAAACCACUAACAUUCUCUUGGAUGAGAAUCUAGUGGCAAAAGUCUCCGAUUUUGGGUUGUCAAAAACCGGACCGGCUUUGGACCAAACUCAUGUUAGCACGGCGGUGAAGGGUAGUUUCGGGUAUCUUGAUCCGGAAUACUUCCGGAGGCAACAACUUACAGAGAAAUCUGAUGUUUACUCAUUCGGUGUUGUCCUUUUUGAGAUCUUAUGUGCUAGACCCGCUCUUGAUCCUGCAUUGCCAAGAGAACAAGUGAAUUUAGCCGAAUGGGCAAUGGCAAAACAAAGGAAGGGUGUGAUUGAGAUGAUUGUUGAUCCUAGAAUUCUGAAAACGAUAUGCUCUGAAUCUUUAAUUAAAUAUGUGGAAGCAGCAGAAAAGUGUCUAGCUGAGUAUGGUGUUGAUAGACCUUCCAUGGGAGACGUUCUCUGGAACUUGGAGUUCGCUUUGCAACUUCAAGAUGCAUCUUUGCAGCUCGAUCCUCCUGAAGAAGAUGAUACCUGCGAUGCAAAGAAAAAUAAGAUUGUUUCUUCUGAAAAGUCCAAGAAAGGAGAUGAAACAAAUAACGACAGUGAUGUUAGUAUCCUUAUUAAUGAUGACUCAGGCAUUGUGAUUGGUUCUCCUUUGUUCUCCAAGAUCGAAGAUUUUGAAGGAAGAUGA